This is a messenger RNA of Podospora bellae-mahoneyi, 228 nucleotides long. RefSeq lists its product as uncharacterized. NCBI's taxonomy places the organism in Eukaryota, Fungi, Ascomycota, Sordariomycetes, Sordariales, Podosporaceae. The transcript is spliced from 2 exons. The record is from RefSeq and is a predicted model, not a curated record. The coding region runs from base 1 to 228 and encodes 75 amino acids.
AUGACAUUGAUGACACUGAUGACAUGGGUGAUUGUGUUGUUGUUUUUGGGUGAUGAAAUCGGAGAGGUUGGAGUGAGGUUGGGGAUGGACAGGGGUAACGGCCAGACCCGCCACAGCGUUGCGUUGGCCCCUGUACAGCCAAGAUCUGAUGUGGGGCAUGUUCACCGAGAGAGCUUCAACUUCCCACCUGAAAAUCCCGAAUCGAGCGAUCGACCAACCAAACACUAA